UUUUAACUAUUAAAUUUUCUCCAUCAAGAAAUCUCGUGGAUCUGAUUGGUUAAUUUGGAGGCAAAUGUCUAUUUUAAUAUUUUUGUCUCUGUCAUCGUGUUCUUCACAUAUACUAAUCCAAAAUCUGUAUUAACUAAGUUAAAGACUAAAUAUAGUUGAUCUAUUUAGCAUUGUAAUUAUUUCCAAUUAUUAUUGCAAUUACAUUUUGAACGACAUUAUCCAAGUAAUUUCGACUAUUAAAUUUUCCCCAUCACUGAGAGGAAAGAAGAUCUUUAUCCAGAGUUGAAAACACAUUGAUUCAUUGAAAAGGCAACCAAUUAAUAAAAAAGUUAAUAAAGAAUUUCGAAUAAAGUUACUUUAAAUAAUUAUUACAGUCAAUCCUCUUCUCGUUUAAUUUAUUCCAAUAAUUAUUUCUACGAUUAUCAUUACGAAAUUAUAAAUUAUCCAAUAUAAACAAAUACAUUAUACCUUUAUUCGACCAAGUUCGAUUAUUAAAUUUUCCUCGUCACUGAAUGAAAAGAAAGAAGCCUCAUGGAAGAAAUGCGGAUUUUUAUCUAUAUUUUAGAGUUGGACAUCAAUUCCUUGAAAAGAUAACCAAUUAAUAAAAAAGUUAAUAAAGUUACUUUAAAUAAUUAUUACAGUCGAUCCUCUUCUCGUUUGAUUUAUUCCAAUAAUUAUUUCUACGAUUAUCAUUACAAACGAUAAAUUAUCCAAUAUAAACAAAUACAUUAUAUAUUUUUCGACCAAGUUCGAUUAUUAAAUUUUCCUCGUCACUGAAUGAAAAGAAAGAAGUCUCGUGAAAGAAAUGCGGAUCUUUAUCUAUAUUUUAGAGUUGGACAUUAAUUCCUUGAGAAGAUAACCGAUUAAUAAAAAAGCUUUUCCACAAUUAUUAUACUGCAUCAACAUAAUUAAUAUAUACCCGAGUAAGUUCGAUAAUUAAAUUUCCCCCAUCGCUGGUCCAAAGACUGGUAAACGAUCAUAAUAAAUGGUAUAACACGAUUGCGGUUCCUGUCGGAUAAUUACGGAAUUAUGUUUGGGAAGAAGAGGUGUGUUAUGAACGGGUUAGUUAACACGUAAACGGACGGAGAGGUCGGAACGAAAGUGGCCGGAAAAAUAAGGAGGAAAGGACAACCGCGAAAGGGGAUAGCCUAGAUGUCGGGGACGAUAUUCACGCAUCGACGACCAGUUUCCAUGGAAAGUAUCCAUCGCGGGGAUAAUGAAACGUUUUUACUACGUCGGGAACGCGUGUUAACGCGAGAAGUCACGAAAACGCACAGAAAGCGUGGUGUUAACCCAACGCGUUUUGCGUUCGGAUUUCUCGAAAGGAUUCUGGGACACUUUUCACGCUGCCCGUGCAAGAGAAAAAGAAAAACGAAAAAAAGAAGGAAAAAUCCAACAAUAGAACUCCUUCCUUAUCCCCCGCAAAAUUUCUCCAUUCUCGUCAACAAAUUUACCGGCAACUUCUUUCCCCAACCUCGAAUUACCUUUAUCGUCACUCUAAAGCGUCGUUCACGAGAUCGUCGUUCGAAUGAUUACUCUAGUUUCGUGCAAGACAUAUAUAUAUACAUUCUUCAAAGAAGUUGAACCGAUAAAGAAAGAGAGUGAUGAGAAGAAAGAAACGGAUUUCUUUCACGAGAGAAAAUGUUUUAAUUUUAUAAAUUUCUCGACAACUUCUUUCGCCAACCUCGAAUUACCUUUAUCGUCAUUUCAAAGCGUCGUCCACUUGUUCGAAAAGUUCGAAAGAUUACUCUAGUUUCGUGCAAGACAUAUAUAUAUACAUUCUUCAAAGAAGUUGAACCGAUAAACCAGAGAGAGAAAGAGGUAGAAAGAGAGUGAUGAGAAGAAAGAAACGGAUUUCUUUCACGAGGCAGAGAAGAGAACGAGAGAAAGAAAAAUGUUUUAUUACACGUGGAAUAUGGGGAAAGAGCGGGAAGGGGGUGAAAAGACUUUCUAAGGCGAGUUUUAUCAGCGAGCGGCGAGAGUCUGGCCUUGUUUCGCGGAGAGGUCAAGUCGUGGCUAGGAGAGCCGACUCGAAGCAGAUGUCGGAGAUUCGAGAUAAACGAUGCACAAUGCCUUCUAUUCGUGACCGAACAGUCAUCGCUUCCGUCUCUUCCAUUCUAAUUAUCCACGCUUUGAAAUAUCUUCGAAUCUCUUCUUCGCAGUUUCUUCCUCGCUCCUCUCUCGUCUCUCUCUCUCUCUCUCUUUCUCUCCAGAGGAAGAGUCGUUAGAGAACGAUAUUCGUCGCGAAGCCUGGCGAUACGUAUCUUCUUUCCCGUUUCGGAUCGGCCGACAACGAAAGUAGACGUUCCCCGCGCUCGACCCGACUCCCCGCCUCUCUCUUUUCCAGUUUACGAGUUCUGCUGCUCGUUUUCGCGGUUAUCUACGCCGAUGGAGAACGACCCAAUUCCGGUUUCGAGUAGGCCACCCGACCGCAUCGUCGCACCGGAAGGGAAAAAUCCAUCCAUCGGAAGUCCAUCGAUCCACCAACUCUUCCCUCAAUUGGUCCUCAAAUUUCUCUGGAAUCAAUCUAUAAAUGUAUAAAGAAAAAAAGGAGGAAAAAUCCAUCCUAAUUCUCCCCUCCUUCGAUCCUCAAAUUUCUCUGGAAUCGAUUUAUAUAAAGAAGAAAAGGAGAAAAAUCCAUCCUAAUUCUCCCCUCCUUUGAUCCUCAAAUUUCUCUGGAAUCGAUUUAUAUAAAGAAGAAAAGGAGAAAAACCCAUCCUAAUUCUGCCCUCCUUUGAUCCUCAAAUUUCUCUCCUCAAAUUUCUCUGGAAUCGAUCUAUAAAUGUAUAAAGAAGAAAAGGAGGAAAAAUUCAUCCUAAUUCUCCUCUUCUUCGAUCCUCAAAUUUCUCUGGAAUCGAUUUAUAUAAAGAAGAAAAGGAAAAAUCUAUCCUAAUUCUCCCCUUUUCUCCCCUUCUUCGAUCAAAUUUCUCGAUCGUCGAUUAUUUCGAACGAAUCAAUCUAUAUAUAUAUAAAGAAAAAAAGAGAAGAAAAAUCUCUCCAUCGAAAGUCCAUCGACCUACGAACUCUUCUCCCCCUCGAUCUUCAAAUUUCUCGAUUUAUUUCGAAUCGAAUGUCAGAAUCUAUAUAAAAAAAAAUGAGAGGAAAACUAAAUAUAUAAAAAUAAGAAGAAAGAAAGAGAGAGAGAGAGAGAAAUUGCGGAAUCAUCGAACCCUGCCCGAACGAAUUCCUCCGCGAGGAGGUUUGUGGGUCGAGGAUGCAGAAAAAUGGGAAAAAUCCGGGACCCGCUCGGUUCCGGAAGCUGCUCGUAAAACUGGAUGGAGGCGUUUUAUUAUACACGAAUAAGAAACGUUUCACGGGAACAAAAAGGAAGGAAGUUUCUGUGCCGAGAGAGAGAGAAAAAAGCGCGUGACGAUUCAUCGAUGUCAUCCUCGUCCCCUUUUAUCGUCCUUAAUCGAUGAACCGAAAUUGAACGACUCGCUCCAACCUAGCGCCUAUUUCCCAAUCCGAACGAGAUAAUCGGGGGAUAAAGCGGGAAUUGUUGUCCCUCUUUUCGUCUUCUCUUCUUUUCUUCUUGCAAGUAUCGAAUGCGGCAGCGUCGAGUGGCAACCGGUUUCAACGAGUCGGUAUCCGUCGGAAUGGAAGGAAUAUUGGCGAUGCGCGGGGAUCCGAAGAGGAUGUCGUCGCCGAGGUGUCGAGGAAAAGCGUGGGGAGCCGUGGCUCGCGAAUCACGGGCGGAAAAAGCAGCGUGCUAACUCGCCGUUGAUUGUCCACGGCGACGUGAAUUAGCGCGUGACGAGACCCUCGCUUCUUCCAACGGGGGACUAGAGGAGAGGAAGAGAGGAAGAUGUGUGUCAGCGAAGAAGCCAGCUGACAAUUAUCAAAGACGACGGGAGACGACGAGGAACGGAGAAGAGACGGAGAAGAGGAGGAAGAAGAAGAAGGCGCGUCUCCGUUCUCCAGGUGGCCAAGCGUGGUGCAUGUACACCGUUUGUUACACGGUUUGUCGUAGCACGUGGCGGCAAGAGCGAGACGCAAAAUGGACCAAGUAUCCAGGAAGUGGGGACCUGGAUUAAAAGCGAACGAGGGCAACGUCUCGGCGACAGAGCCAUCUCGGACCUUGAACGUGGUGGAAGUGGACGGUACCGGCCACCACUCCUCGUCACGUUGCCUCGCUCCGUGGUUUCGCUAACGGGUUCCUGGCUCGCCCUUCGUCCCACCCGAUCCUGCAUACCGGACUACGCGGUUGGCCGCGUUCUGCCAACGGCCAACGAGAGAUCUGGAGGUCUUGGAAAAGUUGCAUCUUGGAAAAUCUUUCGAGAUGGGGAGCGUGCGGAUCUGGCUACUGAUCUGUCUCGUUCUCGUCGCAUCGAGGCUCAGAGAGUCGCGAUGCGGGCCGAGAUACCCGUUCGAAGCGAGGGCGAAGGCGUCCGAGUUGUUCAGGACGAAGGGGGAGGGCUUGAGGGGGGUGCAGGAGGAGGGGUCGAUCGUGGCAACCCCGAGCCCGCUGCGCCACGAGACGAGGGCCGAUUCGGUGUUUCGGGACGGAGACGGGCCGAGGAGGAUGAGCAAGGACGACUACACGACGACCAGGGACGACGAGGACGAGUCGAAGAACGGAUUCGAGGCGUCCACGUUCAAUCCGGACGUGUUGAACAAGUUUUUGGAGGAGUACGCGAGCAAGAUAAAGGGUAGCACCGAGAAGUACCAGAGAUAUCCGUUCAGGAUCGUCAAGCCUUCCGAGCCGCUCCCCCUCGAGGUCGACGAGCAGACCACCGUUCGAUCGUCGAUCGUCGACCACCAAGAUCAAAACACCAAGUACGAAGAGGAGCCGAUCAAUUCCACGUCCACCGAGGAUGGAUUGGGCGGGAUUCUGAACGACACGAUAAAGAGGAACAAGUAUUACGGGGCGAACUCGUACGACGACAGGAACGGUUGGGUCACGUUGGAGGCGAUACCGUGGUCGAAGAGCAAGAUUUCCAAAUGGCAAGCGACCCCGAGCACGCAACGCCCGUGGCCGGAGAUGAAGCCGUGGGACAAACCGGGCAAACCUUGGACCUCCGAUUAUUCCAUCAGGCCCAUCUACGAGAACAACAAACCAUGGUACGAGAAGCCGAAGCCGAGCUGGCCGGAGAACAGCCAGAACGAGAAACCCGCGUGGCAAAAGCCCAAUCGACCGAGCCCUUAUUACACGGAGAAACCGGAGGAGACCCAGGCUCAGAAAUGGCCGCCUGAGAGGCCCUCUUGGAACAAAUACACGGACCGUCCGAGCCUCAACACCGAUAUAAUUACCGACAAUAGGCCCGCCAAUUUCCCGAGCAAUUGGAACAGGCCGCAGCCGACGAAACCGAGCUACCAAUAUCUGGACAGGUAUCCGGAUAAAUAUCAGGGGGAAGAGGGAAACGAUUGGCACGAUUUCCCGACGAGGCUCGAGGAUCGUCCAACACCGAGACCGACCACCGAGAGGCCGACCGCCUUCUCUCAUUAUCAAUACGUGAACAAUCAUCCGCAGAGUUAUCCCGGGAACGGGGACGGCCAGUGGGUGCUGCUCUCGACGAACAGAGGUUAUUCCAAGUCCAGGCAGAGGUCGAUAAAGAUAGACUCGAUGGGCCAAGUGGGGAACGUUACGAGGGACGUGGGCAGAAAGGAGGAAGAAGCUGAUCCGGCAGUAGCCGUGAUGACGUCGAAGAGACAGGUUAGAUUGACGGUGCUACCGUCGAUCAACGGCACGAAUACGACCACUUCGCACGGAGGCCUUCUGGAAGUGGAGAAGACGUUCAAGAGCGUGGACCAGAGUCAAAAGGAGUACGAGAUGGAAAGACAACCGCUGCUAUCGACCAUUCUGAAAAAGAGACCUAUCAGAAACACAUUAGGAAAUAAAGCAUCCAGCUCUGCUGUUUUAGCUGCUGUCAGUGCCGGGAUACUACCGGCAACGAUGGCGAUGAUGAUACCGAUGAUUCUUGGUCGUCGAAAGAGGGAUCUAACGACUUCCGGAUUGGGCUUCCUCGACCACGACGAGACUAUGAUAAAGAAAUUGAUCGGGAAACAAAGUAUUUGAUAAUUCGUAGAAACGGAGAAAUGGAGACAAAAUUUAGAAAAGAAAAAAAAAUAGGCACAACUUUUGAAAUAUAUAAAAAUGAAAUUAGCAAAUUAUUAAAGUUUAAGAAGCUGAUGGUGUACAUGACAAAUCUGUAUAGUUUUAAGUCUAUCUAUAUAUAUAUAUCUUAUUUACAUAUAUCGAUCGAUACAUACGGAUUCGUUUGGCAACGAGUUUAAUUGUUAAUUGUUAAUUGUUUCGUCGAAAAACAAAUGUGUUCCGCAGAUAGGAAAAAUAGAUUUUUAUUACAAGUUUCUUCAUAUAUUUAUACACAUAUCAGGAUAACACGUAGACACUUAUCUUAUUUAUUAUUUAUUUAUUUAUUUAUAUAUAUAUAUAUGUAUAUGUAUUUAUACUUUACAUUUCGAUGCUCGGUCUGAAUAUUUAAUAAAAGAUAUAAAUACCGAUUCUAAAGAUACCGAUCGAAGAAAAGAGUCGCUCGAAAAAUAAAGGAAUGGAAUUUUU
Messenger RNA from Apis cerana (Asiatic honeybee), 6520 nucleotides. RefSeq lists its product as uncharacterized. NCBI's taxonomy places the organism in Eukaryota, Metazoa, Arthropoda, Insecta, Hymenoptera, Apidae. The record is from RefSeq and is a predicted model, not a curated record.